GGCGGAGAGGAGGGGCACGGGGCUCCCGGAGAGCCUGGCGCUGGCAGCGGCUCUAGAGGUUAGGGGACCGAUGUCGCCGCUGCCGCCACCGCCUCCUCCUCCUCGCGGGCCGGAGCUGCGUCGCCCGGGCUGAGCCGCAGCCUAGCCGCAAGCCCAGCGGCCGCCGGGCGUGCCUGCAACACGGGAGGAUGGGCUGCGGCGGGAGCCGGGCCGAUGCCAUCGAGCCCCGUUACUACGAGAGCUGGACCCGGGAGACCGAGUCCACCUGGCUCACCUACACCGACUCGGACGCGCUGCCCAGUGUCGCCGCCACGGACAGCGGCCCCGAGGCGGGCGGCCUGCACGCGGGUGUGCUGGAAGAUGGCCUGUCCUCUAAUGCGGUGCUCCGAUCUGCAGCUCCAGGUGGAAUAGCCAACCCAGAGAAGAAGAUGAACUGUGGGACACAGUGUCCCAACUCCCAGAGCCUCAGCUCAGGGCCUCUGGCCCAGAAACAGAACGGCCUCUGGACCACAGAGCCUAAAAGGGAUGCUAAGCGAAUGUCGGCCAGAGAAGCCGCUGUUAAUGUUGCAGAGAGCGCCCGGCAGAUGGACAGAAGUAAAAGGGUCACAAAGAACUGCAUCAACUAGCAGUGCCUGGAGAUAGGCGCGGAUGAACUUCUUUGUGGAGUCCAGUCAAAGACUUCUGAAGACGUGGGCAUCACUUGCUGGUCAUGGAUGCCUCUGAGCAUCUUGAGGGAUGGCUUGACCAGACAACACACAGCCACCCAAGCUGUGGGGGCCUUCCUUCUCAGCUUCCUGUUUGUCACAUACAGAAAAUGUAUUGAAAAGUCCUGACCUAUGUUCACAGGUUGCUAAAAUGUGGUUUGUUUCC
Acomys russatus (golden spiny mouse) is the source of this 870-nucleotide messenger RNA. RefSeq names its product BAALC binder of MAP3K1 and KLF4 (gene Baalc). The transcript has 3 exons. Bases 189 to 626 code for a protein of 145 amino acids. The record is from RefSeq and is a predicted model, not a curated record. Lineage: Eukaryota; Metazoa; Chordata; Mammalia; Rodentia; Muridae. Gene Ontology annotation, cellular component: cytoplasm.